AUGUCCGGCGUGGACGACGUAGACGCUCAACACAGGGACUAUCGACGGCCACAUAGUGCACACAACCCAAUUCCUACAGUCCAGAAGUAUCGCGAGGAGAAGCAGAGAAGGCAGCAAGCGUACGGGAACCCAGGUGGCGAGAGCAAUGAACCAAGCAAACGCGAUCGGCUCGGCGACGCUGUAGAUGUCUUCAGGUUUGGAAAAGACGUAGAAGAGGCCAAUGAUGGAAACGGGCCGUACCCAGCUACAAACAAAAAUCUUCCGCAAGACGACGAAAUUGCUGAAGAUCAUGCUGGCAAGACAGUACCCAGCAACGACCACAGAGAUGCACCCCAGGAUAUGGAUGACGAGCAAGAGGCGGAAGACACGACAGAAGGAGGGCUGAAAUCAGCAAACCCUAGAAAAGCCCGCAAACAGAUGAAGCAUUUCAAGGCCGAUGGCACGGAGCGCUUGGUUACCGACCCAAUUACCCAUCUGCCCAUUAAAGUUCACGAUUUCACCGAUCGAGAGCUGAAAAGCACUGCAAAGAACCCAUCACCACCCGGCUCAGAUCCUCGGGCAGCGACCGGCACUAAUGCCAUUAAUAAAAGUGACGAGCAACUGCAAGUCGAAAGCCAUGAAUCGCAAGAAGCCCAUGCAGGCAUGGAGGUUUUGUUUCCCCCUCCGUCCUUUGACCGAACGCGAGAUGAGAUUUCCACAGUCUACAUGCACGCUGUGACGAUUGGCGUGGGUGCUGCAGCCGUUAGUUUAAUGUUGGUUAAUGCCUUAUUCUGGCCAACACAUCAUUCCACAGGUUGGACAAGACAGCUGCUUAAGCUCACUGAGCUCAGUACGAUGGCAGCGGUGUCCGGAGCCAUUAUCCUGUUCAUGCGCCAAUGGUCAGAGAACAAGAUUAAGAAUGUAUGGGAUGUGGAAGUUUGGAGAGCAGAGCGGGAACGUGGUCAAGAAUUGGCCAAAACCCAGACUGCUGAAAGCACUCAAUGGCUGAACUCACUCUUUGCAUCAAUAUGGCCUUUAAUCAACCCCGAUCUAUUCACGAGCAUCUCCGAUACGCUUGAGGAUGUAAUGCAAGCUUCUCUUCCUAGUAUGGUUCGUAUGGUGGCUGUCGAAGAUAUUGGUCAGGGUAGCGAAGCUCUUCGUAUUCUUGGUGUUCGCUGGCUACCAACGGGAGCAGCUGCUCGAUCAGUGGGCGCUGAUGGGAAUCUUAAAUCUUCAGAUGAAGAGAAAGACGACCGUACUGUGCCAGACGAUGGAGAAGGCGAAGAUGGAAUACCAGGUCAUGAUACCAUGGAGGCUGAAGAUGGCGACUUUGUCAACCUGGAAAUUGCAUUCGCGUACAGACCCUCAACAGGACAAGGUGUCAAGACACGCGCAAAGCACGCACAUUUACUGCUGGCUUUCUACCUACCAGGAAACGUUAAGCUACCUGUCUGGGUUGACCUUGCGGGCAUGGUUGGCGUUAUGCGCUUUCGUCUACAGCUAUGCCCAGAUCCUCCGUUCUUUUCUAUUUGCACCAUGGCCUUCAUGGGUCAGCCGAAAGUGGCCCUGUCUUGCGUCCCACUCAUUAAAAAGGGACCUAAUCUCAUGGAUGUCCCUCUAAUCUCCAAAUUCGUUCAAUCGUCCAUGGACGCCGCCCUAGCCGAAUAUGUCGCACCCAAGUCUUUGACACUGGACCUCAAAGAUAUGAUGAUGGGAGACGACUUCAAGAAGGACACGGUCGCACAGGGCGUAAUCAUGGUGCACGUCAAACAUGCUUUCGACUUCAAGGAGGGAGACACAAAGAUCGGUCCCUGGGGUGGUUCCGCCGAUCCUUAUGUCAGUGUAGGCUGGGCCAAAUUUGGCAAGCCACUCUGGUCCACGCGUGUCUUAAAAUCGAAUAUGGAGCCCCAUUGGGAUGAGUGGUGCUUCGUUUGUGUCACUCGUGACGAGCUGAAUGUUGACGAAAAGCUGAGACUUCAAUUAUGGGACUCCGAUCGCAUGACCGCUGACGAUGACCUCGGACGUAUUGAGCUGAAUCUCAAAGACCUGAUGAAGAGUAAUGAGACCAAUGGCAGAAUGCACGAUCGCGAAGACGGCUUCCAUGCUCUAAAGGCUGGGCAAGGUAUGCCUGGAAAACUGAGCUGGAGUGUCGGCUACUUUUCGAAAACUAGAAUUACCGACGACCAGCUAACUAUGCAAGAGGAGGACCCGGACGUAAAAACCAUACAACAGCUGAAAGAUAAGGUAUAUAAGGAAGCGGAAGGCAAGCUUCGGGAGGCAAGCGAGGAUCAUCGAAAUGAGGUGGAACAGCAGAAAGCUGAAGAUUUCAAAAGCCGCCAAGAUGAACUCAUCAUUGCCUCCCCACCUUCUGAAGACUAUCCAUCCGGCAUUCUUAGCAUCCAGAUCCAUCAGAUUACCGGAUUGGAACUGGAAACUUUGAACAAGCAGAAAGUUUCGGCGGAGGCUACUGACGAGGAAGAAGAGGGUGACGAUCUUCCUUCGGCAUAUUGCAACAUCAUCCUCAACCACAAGAAAGUCUUCAAAACCCGGACCAAGCCAAAGAACUCGAAGCCCUUUUUCAACGCUGGAUGUGAGCGCUUCAUUCGAGAUGUGCGUAACACUGAAGUGCAUAUUGCUGUCCGCGAUGCUCGCGUUCAUGAAGAUGAUGCUUUGCUAGGCAUUGUGUAUCUUCCAUUGGAGAGAGUGUUCAAAGAGCGCAGCCAGAUUAACUCCAUAUUCCCGCUUGCUGGGGGAAAUGGCUAUGGACGCAUGCGCGUCUCAAUGGUUUUCCGAAGUGUGCAGGUCCAACUUCCGCGGGAACUGCGUGGCUGGGAUUAUGGAACUGUGGACAUCAAACCCUAUAUCAAGGGUGUCGAUGUUCCGAGCGACAUAGGGCCCCUCAGGCUCAAGGUUCGUACUCCAUUGGACCAUGGAAAGUUGCAUUCACGCAGACGUAAAGGUAAUGUCCGCUCCGAGGAUGGCCAGCCUGUUUGGACUACAAGAAAAAGCCGACCGAUCCGCUUGCCCGUGCGCGCACGCUACUGUGCACCGUUGAUUUUCGAGUUUAGACAGGAUGCGACGUUGAGAGAUCGCACACAUGCGUUUUGCAUCUUCUGGCUUAAGGAUAUUCCGGACAACGAGGAGCAAACAAAACGUCUUGCUAUCUGGAAAGGCGAUUUGAAACGCGCAGAAGGCAACGUACUCGAUUCAUAUGGUGAAAAGGUAGGCGAGAUCGAAGUCACACUGACAAUGUGGUCUGGUCUAUCUGGAUAUCAUGAGAAGCUGGCAAAGGGCGACAAGCAUCUUACCAACGUCAUGGAAGUGCUGGACACUUGUAAUGACCAAGAAUGGACCAACUGGGAGGAAUCGGACGGUUCGGAGAAACCUGGUAUCAACGACAACAAGGAUACUGAAGAAGACAGCUCCGACAGCUCCGAUUCAUCUGACGAUGAGGAAGAAGAACACGAUGAAGACGUCAAGGACGACAGUGGUAACAUGGUGCCUGAUUUUCUUCAAAAACACAGAAAAACGGAUUCAAAGAUGAGUGAAGACCGCGGCAGGGGCCCAAUUACACAGUUGAAGGAGUAUAAAGCAUCUCACAAGACGCUACACCGCAAGAACAGAGGAAUCAUGCAAUGGAAGGGGCCGCGGACGCUAGCCUGGAUGAAGCAUGUGGGUGAUAGGGGAAAGAGGAAGGUGGGACACAUCUUUCACCACCACGAAAGAAACGGGGACGAGAUCGAGACGGAGGUCUGA
Bipolaris oryzae ATCC 44560 is the source of this 3735-nucleotide messenger RNA. RefSeq lists its product as uncharacterized. Gene Ontology annotation, molecular function: lipid binding. Lineage: Eukaryota; Fungi; Ascomycota; Dothideomycetes; Pleosporales; Pleosporaceae. The record is from RefSeq and is a predicted model, not a curated record. Bases 1 to 3735 code for a protein of 1244 amino acids. The transcript is spliced from 3 exons.